GUAUUACUUUUCCUGGGAGAGCUAAGCAGCGGCAGCAGUCUGCGCGUGUUGCUAACAGAGAAGACGUCCAGAGACAGAGAGCAGCUGGAACCAUGAGACCACUUUUACUUGGAGUGCUGGGCUGCUCCCUGCUGCUGUCAGUCCGAGCCCUUUACUCCGCUAGUGAUGAUGUUGUUGAGCUCACCCCCUCCAACUUCAACAAGGAGGUGAUCCAGAGCGACAGCCUGUGGCUGGUCGAGUUUUACGCUCCCUGGUGUGGCCACUGUCAACAUUUAACUCCUGAUUGGAAGAAGGCGGCUACUGCCCUCAAGGGUAUUGUGAAGGUUGGUGCAGUAGAUUCAGACCAGCACAAGUCACUGGGUGGCCAGUAUGGCGUCAAAGGUUUCCCCACCAUCAAGGUCUUUGGAGCCAAUAAGAACAAGCCGGAGGACUACCAAGGUGGACGCAGUAGCCAAGCCAUCGUGGAUGCAGCCAUGAACACUCUGCGCACACUGGUAAAAGACAGGCUGAGCGGCAAGUCCGGCAGCUCCGGCUACAACAAACAGCAGAGCGGUGGGGGCAGUAAGGAGGAUGUGGUCCAGCUCACUGAUGACAACUUUGACAAGAUGGUGUUGGGGGGUGACGAGGUGUGGCUGGUGGAGUUCUUCGCCCCCUGGUGUGGACACUGCAAAAGCCUGGAGCCCGAGUGGGCAGCUGCAGCCUCGGCUGUCAAGGAGCAGACCAAGGGCAAAGUUCGCCUCGGAGCUGUGGAUGCUACUGUGCACCAGACUGUGUCCAGCCGCUACGGGGUCCGUGGAUUUCCCACCAUUAAGAUUUUCCGCAAAGGCGAGGAGCCGGAAGACUACCAAGGAGGCCGCACACGUGGAGACAUCAUCGAGAGGGCUGUGGACCUGUUCUCUGACCACGCUGCUGCUCCUGAACUGCUGGAGAUCCUCAAUACAGACAUCUUGAAGAAGACCUGUGAGGACAGUCAGUUGUGUGUAAUUGGUUUUCUGCCACACAUCCUGGACACAGGCGCAGCAGGUAGAAACGGCUAUGUGGAGGUGAUGAUGCAGAUGGCUGAGAAGUACAAGAAGAAGAUGUGGGGCUGGCUGUGGACUGAAGCUGGAGCUCAGAUGGAGCUGGAGGCCUCUCUUGGUAUUGGUGGAUUUGGCUAUCCUGCGAUGGCGGCAAUCAACCUACGCAAAAUGAAAUUUGCUCUGCUCAGGGGCUCCUUCAGUGAGACUGGCAUUCAUGAGUUCCUCAGGGAGCUCUCUGUAGGCCGUGGCUCGACUGCCACAUUGGGAGGUGGCACCAUGCCCAAGAUCCAAACUGUUGAACCCUGGGACGGCAAAGAUGGACAGCUUCCCGUGGAGGAGGACUACGACCUCAGUGACGUAGACCUGGAUGAUGACUUUGAUAAAGAUGAGUUAUGAGCCCGACCAGGGCGGGAACUGACUUGGUUCAAUCUGGUCUGGUCCUGUGCGACCCCGCCUCCCCUCUCCUGUGGACAAAUGGGAGGCCCGGUUGCCCAGUUACUGAAAUAUUCCAGAAAAGACACAUGAGACACCUGCAGUUUCUCACAUCAUCUUUGUCAGUCACAUGGGGGGGGGGGGGGGGGGGGGGGGGGGGGGGGGGCAUGUGUCAUGUCUAUGGAGUGAACUCUGCCUCACAUACCUGCUGAACAUUAGAAGCUGCAUGUUUAUACGGCAGCCGCCAGCUGAGAGGGGGAGGAGGCUAUGAAUGUGGCAUUUCAGUUGUUCAUUCGUCUUUUUCAAAUGUUGUUCGUCUCUCCCCUUCUCAGCCACCCUCACGUACCUGUUUUAAAAUGUGGACUUGUCAAAGUAACACUUUAAUAUCAACCUUAUGUGACUCUUUCUAUAUUUGUUUUUUUUUCUCCUUUUUAAACCAGUAAGGGAGAAUCUUGCUGGGUUUUCAUGUUUGUCCACAAGGGGAUACUGUGGGACUUGUGUAGAUUUUUCUUACACGACUUUAUUUGAAUUGUGUGAAAACAAAAUUUUUGUUACAAAAAUAAAAAGGAAUAAAAACAA
Anarrhichthys ocellatus (wolf-eel) is the source of this 2030-nucleotide messenger RNA. RefSeq names its product protein disulfide isomerase family A, member 6 (gene pdia6). Gene Ontology annotation, molecular function: protein-disulfide reductase activity; protein disulfide isomerase activity. NCBI's taxonomy places the organism in Eukaryota, Metazoa, Chordata, Actinopteri, Perciformes, Anarhichadidae. Gene Ontology annotation, cellular component: endoplasmic reticulum lumen. Bases 93 to 1415 code for a protein of 440 amino acids. Gene Ontology annotation, biological process: response to endoplasmic reticulum stress. The transcript has 13 exons. The record is from RefSeq and is a predicted model, not a curated record.